Molecule: messenger RNA, 2004 nt
Organism: Suncus etruscus (white-toothed pygmy shrew)
Lineage: Eukaryota; Metazoa; Chordata; Mammalia; Eulipotyphla; Soricidae
Gene: ASB7
Product: ankyrin repeat and SOCS box containing 7
Exons: 4
Coding region: 165-1121 (318 amino acids)
Biological process (GO): intracellular signal transduction
Molecular function (GO): protein binding
Source: RefSeq, a predicted model, not a curated record
AGGCGGAGGAAGUUACCUGUGCCACGGCUGGACCACGCUGGAUGCCUGCCCACGAUGCAGGGCUCACACAAUGGUCACUAGGUGGCCCAACAGCAGAAAGGAGAUUCUGUCAGGCGCGUCCCGGUGACCUAAUGAGCCCGCUGUGAGCCGCCGGACCCGCUAGGAUGUUACACCACCACUGUCGCCGCAACCCCGAGCUGCAGGAGGAGCUGCAGAUCCAAGCGGCCGUGGCGGCGGGGGACGUGCUCACGGUUCGGAAAAUGCUGGAACAGGGCUACUCGCCCAACGGCCGCGACGCCAACGGCUGGACGCUGCUGCACUUCUCGGCUGCCCGAGGCAAGGAGAGGUGCGUCCGCGUGUUCCUGGAGCAUGGAGCCGACCCCACCGUGAAGGACUUGAUCGGCGGCUUCACAGCCCUGCACUACGCAGCCAUGCACGGCCGGGCCCGCAUCGCGCGCCUCAUGCUGGAGUCGGAGCACCGCGGCGACAUCAUCAACGCCAAGAGCAACGACGGCUGGACGCCGCUGCACGUGGCCGCCCACUACGGCCGCGACUCGUUCGUGCGCCUGCUGCUGGAGUUCAAGGCGGCCGUGGACCCGCUGAGCGACAAGGGCACCACGCCGCUGCAGCUGGCCAUCAUCCGCGAGCGCUCCAGCUGCGUGCGCAUCCUGCUGGACCACAGCGCCAACAUCGACAUCCAGAACGGCUUCCUGCUGCGCUACGCCGUCAUCAAGAGCAACCACGCCUACUGCCGCAUGUUUCUGCAGCGCGGUGCCGACACCAACCUGGGUCGCCUGGAGGACGGCCAGACGCCGCUGCACCUCUCGGCGCUGCGGGACGACGUGCUGUGCGCCCGCAUGCUCUACAGCUACGGCGCCGACACGAACACCAGGAACUUCGAGGGGCAGACGCCCCUGGCCGUGGCCAUGAGCAUCUCAGGGGGGAGUCGGCCCUGCUUGGAUUUCUUGCAGGAGGUCACAAGACAGCCCAGAAACUUGCAGGACCUUUGCCGAAUUAAAAUUCGACAGUGUAUAGGCCUUCAGAACCUCAAGCUGCUUGACGAACUGCCCAUUGCCAAGGUCAUGAAAGACUAUUUAAAACACAAAUUCGAUGAUAUCUGAUCUCCACGGAGCUGGAAGCCAGAUCAGGAGUUGAUUCCAGAUACUGAAAAGGCUUCCGCCUUGCACAAAGUAUAGCCUAUGCAAUUUCUGAUUGCUCUGAAGUCAGAAAGCAGGUUGAUCGGUUGGUUUUUGUUUUGGGGUUUUUUUUUGUUGUUGUUGUUUUUGUUUUGUUUUGGUCUCCUCUCUGGUUGCUUUUCAUUGUAGGGGAGGGAGGGUUAUUUUGUUUUGUUUUGUUUUUUUAAUAUAUAAACACACCACAUGCUUGAAGGUCUUAAUUUGGUUUCUUGGUCCAAGUUCAAGAGGUCCAAGCUUUCUGACAAUAUUGCAUUUGCAGCAAAUAAUGGUCCAUUCCCCCCCCCCAACCCUUCCCCAAAACAAACAAAAAUGACAGGAGCAGGUUUGGAGUGGGAAAUAUCCCCCGUUCAAAAGCCCGGCUGCAGCACCGGAACCAGCCACCAGGCCACUCAGCAGAACUUACACAGGUCCAGUUUCACCUAGACUGGAGGGAAUGGCAGGGAGGGGUGCUGGGCUCCCCAGAAAGUGCCCUGGCCUGGUGUCGUCACCUCAGUGGCUGUUGCAGGCUGCUUUCUCCCUCCUGAGGGUGGCUGGGGGGAUACCAUACCGCCCCUGCUCUCCUGUUGUUGUGCCCUCAUUGCUAACUUAUUUUGGUUUCUGUUUUACUUAUUUUUGUAUCGAUAACUGUCAUACACUACCCAGAUUCAUGGGGGUCCCUUUUUCCAUCCCUAUUUUAUUUGUGCUUUAAAAAAAGAGUAAAUAACAAUAAUAAUAAUGGGAAAGGGAAUUUGAGAAAGCCAGUGGUACCUUCCGGUUUGGAAAACAAUGUCUCCAGUGCAAUAUCGUUCCCGGUGUGUCCUCAGGAUUU